Molecule: messenger RNA, 22398 nt
Organism: Magallana angulata
Lineage: Eukaryota; Metazoa; Mollusca; Bivalvia; Ostreida; Ostreidae
Product: ankyrin-2-like
Exons: 59
Coding region: 758-21817 (7019 amino acids)
Biological process (GO): protein localization to T-tubule; signal transduction; regulation of cardiac muscle contraction
Cellular component (GO): T-tubule
Molecular function (GO): protein binding
Source: RefSeq, a predicted model, not a curated record
GAUUUUUUAGUUGAAACUGUUAUAAUGAUAAUGAUGUGGUUGUUUAGAAUUCUCCCCUAUACUAAAUGCUAGCUCAAGUAGUUUACAGCAUCUGGAAGCAGUGGCAGUUAGCUCCCAGCAUUUGACAAGAAGAAAAAUAAAAGGGUUGUUUAUCUGUUUGACUGAAUGUAUAUUUAGGUAAUGAAAGAAUCAUUUGAGUUUUGGCACAUUAGACUGAGCUAUGCAGAAGUACCCUCCCAAGGGUAAAAAGAGUUCCAGACCCCCUGUGGCUCAGGAAGGCAUGAAUGAGCCCACCCCCUAAUGCUGUAACUCAAGAUGCAAAGAUAAGAUUGUGACAUCAUAUGGAUUUUUGGUAGUGAGCAGUUUUGGGGGUGUCUGAUAUUUUAAGAGCAACUUUUUUUGUGUGUCUGUGCUGAGUUGCCUAAUUACCUAGGAAACCCAUCUUUUCUCCAGAUUUUGUUUUUGUUCUUUUUGCUCAUACCAGCCAUUUCGUCCUGAGCUGGGGCUUGCUCGAUCUUAUACUGCAGUCGGUGGGGUGUUGAACUCACUGGUUAUGCCUUAGUGCCGAUAUAACAAAUUAUUGCUGCAUUCUCUGAAGGAGAAAGGGAGGCAUUUGGUGUUUAUAGAUAUAUACAUGCUCCGUGAUAUGAUAGAAGGAUUAAGUGGUUCAUUUCAAGGAUACUCGUAAAGAACAUCAAGGAUAUUCUAGAUUAUCUGGUAAUUACGCACAAGAACUUGUUGGAUACAGCUGAGAGCUAUGUUAAAAAAGUGGAGACUUUCAUGGAGUGAUGGAAACACCAGUUUUCUGAGGGCUGCCAGGGAUGGGAAUCUACAGGAAGUGUUGGAGUACCUUAAAGGAAGUACAGAUAUCAACACCAGCAACCCAAAUGGACUGAACGCUUUACAUUUAGCCUCCAAAGAAGGUCACAUUGACAUUGUACAAGAACUUCUGAAAAGAGGAGCAAAUGUUGAAGCUGCAACCAAGAAAGGGAACACAGCCCUCCAUAUUGCCUCUCUAGCAGGACACCUGAACAUAGUCAACCUUCUGGUGGAAAAUGGAGCAAAAUACGAUGUGCAAGCUCAUGUUGGAUUCACUCCCCUUUACAUGGCUGCCCAGGAGGGACAUGCUGAUGUGGUCAAAUAUCUCCUGUCCAGCGGGGCCAACCAGAGCCUGUCCACGAAGGAUGGAUUCACUCCCCUUGCUGUGGCCUUACAACAAGGACAUGAACGUGUGGUCAGUGUCCUUCUGGAGAAUGACACCAAGGGCAAGGUCAAACUGCCAGCCCUCCACGUGACCGCCAGGAAAGACGACGUCAAAUCAGCGGCACUGCUCCUGCAGAACGAACAGAACAACGUUGAUGGGCAAACAAAGACAGGAGGUCUAGUUAAUGACACUACCAAGAGUGGCUUCACUCCCUUGCACAUCGCUGCUCACUAUGGAAACACAAAUGUUGGAUCCCUUCUUAUUCAGAGAGGAGCAGACGUCAACUUCAAAGCAAAGAAUAACAUUACCCCAUUACACGUAGCUUCAAGAUGGGGAAAACCCAACAUGGUGACCCUCUUACUUGACAACCAUGGUAUUGCUGAUGAGAGAACCAGGGAUGGAUUAACUCCCCUGCAUUGUGCAGCAAGAAGUGGACAUGAAAAUGUAGUGGAUUUGUUGAUUGAGAGAGGAGCACCAAAAUCGGCUAAAACCAAGAAUGGACUGACACCCCUGCACAUGGCUGCCCAGGGAGAUCAUGUGGACUGUGCAAGACUUUUGUUGUACCAUAGGGCACCUGUUGAUGAUGUCACUGUGGAUUACCUGACCCCCCUACAUGUGGCAGCUCACUGCGGCAAUGUAAAGACAGCCAAGCUUCUACUGGACAGAAAGUGUGAUCCAAACUCAAGAGCUCUGAAUGGUUUUACCCCACUCCACAUCGCCUGCAAGAAGAACAGAAUCAAGGUUGUUGAGCUGCUGCUGAAAUACGGAGCAACCAUUGAGGCCACCACAGAGUCUGGCUUGACCCCACUCCAUGUUGCCUCCUUCAUGGGUCACAUGAACAUCGUGAUCUACCUAAUCCAGAACAACGCUAACCCCGACUUCACAACAGUGCGUGGAGAGACCGCCCUCCACCUGGCUGCCCGUGCCAACCAGACGGACAUCAUCCGCAUCCUUCUCAGAAAUGGAGCCACGGUGGAUGCUAGAGCAAGAGAGCAACAGACACCCCUUCACAUUGCUGCCCGCCUUGGUAAUGUUGACAACGUUACCCUGCUGCUACAGCUUGGAGCAGCCCCUGACGCUGUCACCAAAGAUCUGUACACUCCAUUGCACAUCGCUGCCAAGGAAGGACAUGAAGAGGUUGCUUCUGUGUUGCUGGAGCAUGGAGCUUCCCACAGCCUUACCACCAAGAAGGGCUUCACUCCUCUUCACAUUGCUGCUAAGUAUGGCAACAUCAAGGUUGCAAGGUUGCUGCUGCAGAAGGAUGCCAACCCAGAUUGUCAAGGAAAGAAUGGUCUGACCCCACUUCAUGUUGCCACCCACUACAACCACGUCAAUGUGGCGCUUCUACUGCUGGACAACAAAGCAUCACCACACAGCACCGCCAAGAAUGGUUACACCCCACUGCACAUCGCUUCCAAGAAAAACCAGAUGGACAUUGCCACCACUCUGCUAGAAUUUGGAGCAAGACCAGAUGCAGAAUCGAAGAACGGUUUCUCACCCCUACACUUGGCAGCACAAGAAGGUCACACAGACAUGGUGUCUCUGCUCCUAGAACACAAAGCAGACGUCAACUCCAAAGCUCAUAAUGGAUUGACCUCUUUGCACCUGGCAGCUCAAGAAGACAAGGUCAAUGUCGCAGAAGUCCUGGUGAAAUAUGGUACAUCGAUUGACCCCCAAACCAAGGCAGGCUACACCCCCCUCCACACCGCUUGUCAUUUCGGUCAAAUGAACAUGGUUCGAUUCCUGCUGGAACAAGGUGCUUCUGUUAGUGCCACAACAAAGUUGGGAUACACCCCUCUGCAUCAAGCCGCUCAACAAGGACAUGUACAAGUCAUCAACCUACUGCUGAAAAACAAAGCCUCACCUAAUGCCGUCACUAAUAAUGGACAGACAGCCCUGUCCAUUGCCCAGAGACUGGGCUACAUCUCUGUAGUGGACACCCUGACCCCUGUCACAGAGGUCUCCGAGACCCUCCCAUCCACCGAGGACAAGAUCAAACUCAUGUCUCCUGAGAUCAUGCAGGAAAACCCCAUCUCCGACUCGGACGACGAAGGAGGAAAUAGCAGUGAGAGAAUGUCAUGGUUGGCUAAAUUGAUGACCAUCGGAAAUCAGUCGUGGUCUUCUAUGGCCAGUAUCAGAUGGGAUGAUUUUCUACCAUCGUCUCCCCUGUUCGGAAAACCCCUUACCGAACAGCACGUUUAUUUGCCAGGCUUUUAUGAGGGUAGCAAAAUGCAGUCUCGGGAGGAUAGCAUUUCCCUCGGGGAAAAAGGAGGAAGCAUUUCCCCACUGGAUACCUCAUAUGAAAAGGACGUUUCAUUGAGAACUGCCUCCGCUGAUGCAAGGCCCCGCAUCACAAGUGAGAUCGGUACCUCCAUGCGGUACCCGUCUUACUUGGAACGUGGUCCCGACUACGAGGCAGAGAUGCGCUAUUUUAGCGGAGAUUCUCUGAUGUCUCCCAGGGAUAAAAGCAAAGAUAGUGUAUUCGGCGGCGAUUACUCGACCUUAGAUAGGCUCGAUACAACGUCCACAAACUCCGAGUCCAAGAUUCGAGUUGUCGAUGAGCAUGGUAGUGAGAUCGAUUACGAUGAUGAUUUAGAUGAUAGGAUGAAGAAGAACACGGCAGCCAAUCAGUUUACCGAAGAUUUCUACCUGCGACAAUCCGUAAGAUACGGGGCUAAUACCAGCAAAAGGCCGAUUUAUCCCAGCUCUGGGUACAAGUCGGUGCCCGAGAGGCCUUCUGAGUCUUACGCAGAGUCUUUUAGCGUCGACGGCAUAGAUUUGAACGAUGAGUUCAAAUAUAUGCCCGAUGAUUCGGUUCCUCAGCAGGACUAUUGUGAGGCCCAGAUCAUGACCUCAUCCUACGCUGCAUACACCCACGCUGCCCCGCCCGAGACACACCUGGGCCCCGGGGUCUCGUCCGCCGACAAGCCCCGUGUGGGCUCCUACAGUGGCUCCUCAUUCAGUGCUAGUUUUGACCCUGACAAUGUGGCCAUUGAUCAGACUCCUGCAUACUCUGGACGACUGAAAUGGAAAAGCUUCCUCAUCAGCUUCAUGGUGGAUGCCAGGGGUGGGGCCAUGCGGGGCCGACGCCACUCUGGGAUCAGGAUCAUCAUCCCCCCAAACCGGGCCUCUAUGCCCACCCGGGUGACAUGCAGGCUCAUCAAGAAGGACAAGCUCAUCCACCCCAUCCCCAUUGGAGAGGGAGAGGCUUUGGCCGCCCGCAUCAUUGAGAUGGGACCCGUGGCUACAAAGUUUUUGGGACGAAUUGUCAUUGAAAUACCACACUUUGCCUCUCUUCGCGGCAAGGAACGUGAAAUAAAGAUCAUGCGCAGUAACAAUGGUGACAAAUGGGAGGAGCACAGUAUUGUAGCCUCAGACGAUGCAGUGCAAAAAGCCCUGAGUGAAAGCAUGGAAGACUUGGAUUACGAAGAUGAGCUGGCUGGCAAGAGAGUGACUCGUAUCCUGACGGACGACUUCCCCCGCUACUUUGCUCUGGUGACCAAGGUGAGGGAGGAGAAACAGAUGGUUGGAGAGGAGGGUCUGAUCCUGAGCUCCACAGUGGUACCCCAGGUCCAGGCAGUAUUCCCUAAGGGUGCUGUCAACAAGAGCAUCAAAGUCGGCCUGCAGGCUCAGCCAAUUUCCCCAGACCUGGUAUCCAAGCUGCUCGGAAACCGUGUGGCAGUCAGUCCCAUCGUGACCUUGGAACCACGACGCCGGCGGUUCCACACUGCCAUCACAGUGACCAUCCCGGUUCCCAAGGCGGCCCAGAAAGGCAUGAUCAACCAGUAUGAAAAGGAGGCUCCCACUCUUCGGGUCAUGUACAGCAUAGCUGCUUCCAACAAUGCCCUGCGAGAGGGAACAAACCCCGCCCUUUGGGAUGACUUGACUGAUCAGACCCAGCUGACCUUCAUAGACGACUGUGUCUCCUUCAAUACUAAUGUGUCUGGAAGAUUCAUGUUGAUGGACUGCCAGAAUGUUGCUGAUGCUUGCCGAUUUGCUACUGAGCUCUACCGCGAGGCUAUUAUUGUUCCGUACAUGGCACGUUUCGUAGUGUUUGCUAAGCGCACUGGAGAAGAAGAGGGAAAACUCCGCAUGUUCUGUAUGACAGACGACCGCAUUGACAAAACCCUCGAGAAGCAGGAAAAUUUCAGGGAGGUGGCUAGAAGUCGAGAUGUAGAGGUGCUUGAAGGAAGACCGCAGUAUGUAGAAAUGGCUGGCAAUCUCAUACCAAUAACAAAAUCUGGCGACCAGCUCUACAUCAGCUUUAAAGCUUUUCGAGAGAACCGACUCCCGUGCCUGGUCAAGAUUCGAGACCGAGACCAGGAGCCUGCCGCUCGAGUGGCAUUCAUGAAGGAACCUAAAGUUGUCCGUGGCGAGCUGCCCCAGACUCCCAUCUGUAACCUCAACAUCAGCCUACCAGACAUGUCUACUUCAUCCUCCAUGGAAAUGGAUCCAGAGGCAGCAUUAGAACUCAAAAAACGAUCUUCCCUACUUAGAGAACAUGGUAUCGUCGUAGAGGAUACCAUUAGCAAAGCUAAGAUCAAUCUUUCGGAAGUUGCGGAUACAUUGAAGGGAGACUGGGUAAUACUUGCCACACAGCUUGAUAUAUCUGGAGAUGAGAUACACAAGAUCAACAGUGACUACAGGACCGUCAAUGAUCAAGCCCUGGCCAUGCUCUCCUUGUGGAAGGAGAAGAAAGGAGACCAAGCCACAGGCAAUGAGCUAGAAAGAGCAUUGAAAAGCAUAAAGAGAGAAGAUGUUGUACAGAAGUGUAUGUACAAUGUAGAAGUCAUCCAAGAUCAAGUGGAAAUGGCAGCAGCUAAAGUAGCUAUGGAUCAGUCAGGUUUCGACACAUUUGCCGAGGAGAUAGGAGCAACGCAGGACUCAAUGAAGCGUAACAUGUCACUGGAUGUUCAGUUCGACGAACAAGAAGUCCAGAAGCUUUCAGAUUCUGAGGAGACAGAGUCUGUCAGUGAUUCUCCUGCAAGUGCCCCUCAGGCAUAUGAAGAAGAUACAGCUCAGUCCCCCUUAAAAGAUGACAUGCUGAUCCCCGAGAUCAGUGAACGAAGGGCUCUGGCUAAGGAACCUGAAUUGCCAGAGAAAACCAAAGACGAUUUCUUCGAUUUAAUUGACAAAUUGGAUAAAUACAAUGAGUUUAAGGAGAAACAAGAGAGACCUGAGCGCAGUGCAGAUACCGGGGGUAUGGAAGAUUCACAAACAAUAACUGAGGAAGAACUGACCUCCACCAAGCAAGACCGACCUAAAUCAGACGAGAUCAUUGCAAAAGUGGAAGAACUGGGUCAAAACAUGGCCCCUGCCCGGGCCCAGGAACCCACAGAAGAUGAUGAAGGGACAAAAACACCACCCCCCAGUCCUGUAGAGGGAGAUUUUGUAUCAGAAUGUCAAGACAAACUGGCUCAUGAGAUAGAAGAUGCAGUUGAACAAUCAGUUCAAGCGGAAGCUGAAGCUGAGGAGGAGGAGGAGGAAGAAGAAGAAGAGAAGGAAGAAACGAUUAUAGAGGAGACCUUCCAGGAGUCGGAUGAUGGUGUAACAUGGAGAACCAUUCGUAAAACCACCAUCAUCACUCCUGAAGGUCAAACUGAGAAAUUUGAAGUUUUAGGAGAGGAAGUGAGAGCCCAGCAAGCAGCUGUUGACGAAUUGGCAGCCAGACUGUCCAGUGCAGAAGAACCGACAGCAGUACACCCUGGGGAAACGGACACAGUUGAAGAGGUUGUCGAUUCUCAGAAAGUGCAGACUGUAGAGUCUGCCACAGGGCAAACUCCAAUGGUGGUCGGAGAAACUGAUGUUGAUACUGGUUUGCCAUAUUUUGCAAAUCAAAAGGAACCUGAUAUGGAAAAACUGGUGGAAAGUUUGAAAACUGAUCUUUAUGAAAAAGAGAAGAUUGAAAAAAGUGGCAACGAGUCCGAUGUUUCGUCUAGUGCAAGCUCAGAAACCGAAGGAGAAUUCAAUAUUGAUCCUUUGCCGUCAACAGCACCUAAUGUAGAGGGUAAUGAACCCAACAUAGAUCGACGAUCUUCCAUCGAGAGGAAAAGAAAGCGGACAGAUUCCUUAUCCUCUUCCUCUAUGUCAGAUGUUGAAGAUAAUAUUGAGGAAAACACUGACGAAAACCGUGGAACUGAGAAUGAGCCUCCAAAGCCCAAGUCAUCUCUACAUGAUGCCAGCCGCCUUGAACCAAAGUCUGGUCAUGUGCAUUUUAGAGAGGAAAAUUUACCGAGCUCUUCAUCCUCAUCAUGUUCAUCAACUGAGGAUGAAAGCAAUCAAGUUGAAUCAACUGAAGUCAAAUCCCCAACUGUAACUACACCAAAAAUCGACAGAAUGGAAGAGUUCCAAUUUAUGGAAAAACCUAGUACAGAACAUAAGGGAGAGAAAGCGUGCGAAAAUGAUGAGAAAGUUGAUAGCGAUGUGCCCGUCAAAGUAUACAGACCUUCUUUGGUUGCCCAAGAUACAAUUGAGGAAGGUUUGAAGAUGCUUCCAGAUAAUGUUGAAGAGACGGGAAACGAAGCUCAUCCAAUAGCUGAUUCAGAUGUGGAGAAACAAAUUGUCCAGGCACCAGCUCCUCCGAAAGAGAGAGAUUCCUCUUCCUCUUCCAGCAGUAGUGAUGAAGAUGACACGGACAAACCAGCACGAACUCAAGACUUUAGAGAGGGAUCAAUUGAAAGAACAGAAAGAUAUGAAGAAGUACCCCCGAAGGAGCAGACCCGAGCUCCCUCUCCAUCACAGGACAGUACAGAACAAUCUCAAGAAAUGUCAGCUAGCCCGACUGGAAAGGACCCGAAGGAGCAGACUCAAGCUCCCUGUCCAUCACAGGACAGUACAGAACAAUCUCAAGAAAUGUCAGCUAGCCCGAUUGGAAAGGACUCGGGGGAUGGAGUACAAUUUGCAAACACAGUUAAACGUUUAAAAAGGAUGUCAUCAUUGCAACAACAAGAAGUCAUUGAAACUGAGCUUGAAGAAGAGGAGGAGGUCGCCGUUGAACAGGUGUUGCCGGAUGGAUCAAAGGUCAGGAGGAAAAGAUUUAAAUCUGGAGAGUCUAUCAAAAGUGAGAAUGGAGAACCUGAAUCUAUGGAAUUGGUUGAAGAAGAGGGCCCCGAAAAGGAAGCUGUUCACUACGAGGAAAAUGAAGAGAUACUAGAAGACGGAACAGUCCACAAGGUCAGCCGAACACGCCGCCAGUCUCUUAAACGUGUCAAAAGAACUUUAAUCUCUGAAAGUGGUGAAGAGGAAAACAUUUUCGAUGACGAUGUAGCUGUGCCAGGUAAAGCAAAAGAAGACGUUAUUGAAGUAUUUGAAGAGCCAGCAAAACCAGUAACCAAGGUGGAGGAAGUAGAAGUGGUUAGAGAUGAUGGAAAGGUGAUGAAGAAAAGGAUGGUUAUGAACAGGAUGGUCAGUAACGUGAAAACUUUCCAUCAGUCUUUCGAUGAUGCUGGAAACUUGCAAGAGGACGAAUAUGAAAUUGAGGCCAUUAUUCCUGGUACAGAAUCGACUUUCGUAGAGGGAGAUGAUUCCACCACUUCCAGUUCCUCCAGUGAAUAUAGUGAUGACGAUGAUGACGGGAAUGAUGAAGAAAUCGAUGUUGAAGAUUUGGAUUUGGUGGAGGAGGACUGUCAGAGUGGAACCACAGUCACGACAAAACAAGUCAUCAAGCAGACAUUUACAUCUAGAACUUACGAAACAGAAGCGUGUGAGGAAGUAGAAGAAGAAAAUGUAAAAAGUUUUGCUGAGAUUGUACACAUGUUUGAGAAAGAAUCUCAAGGAAAACCAUCUCAGUCGGAGACCCAAAAAUCAAGCUGUGAUGAUGUAGACGACGGCAGCAUUUCAUUUUCAAAUUACAGUGAACAACCAACUGCAUAUCUUGCUGAAAAGGAAAUAAUCAUUGUUGAUAAAACUAUUUCCGAUGUUUCAAUGGAUCCUGAAAGCAAAGAUGGCUUUACAGAGGACGAUACAAAACCAGUUAAAGUGCAUCACAUGGUUAAAAUAUUCGAACAAAUAAAUAGCCAAUCUUCUAUUGACGAACCCUCUUCAGAAAGAAAAGAACGACCUACUUACAAAAAAGAAAACUUGGAAUGCACUGCAGAGCAUUUAGAUGCUGUUCAAAGUGAACAAGAAUCACAUGCUGUAUAUGAACAGGAUAUCGAGAUGUCAUCGCAGUCAGACGAAGAAACAAGAAAAAAGAAAGAAAUACCUGAUAUUCCUGAAAAAUAUGAGCACAUAGUUGAAAAACCCGAAGAAUUGAAACUAACAGAAUUUACCCAAGAAUAUGAGACACUAGAAGAAACAACUUCGCCUCUUGUUUUAGAAACGGUAAGCCCAGUAGCUAGAAUAGUCGAAGACAUUGAGUCAAACGUGUCAAAAAUUCAAGAGGCAACAGUAAGAGAACAAGUGAUUCCAACGGAACAAGUAACUGAGGUUGACACAAAAGACCCUGCAUCACAAUAUGUGUCCUUGAGUAAUGAAAUACACACUGAAAGCAUUGAACAGUCCGCCGAGGAAGUAGUGGUAGAGGAACUGGUUCAAGACAACAGUUACGCUGAAGCUACUUCUGAAAUUACCGAAAUGCAAAUUAAGUUAGAAACAGUUGAAAUAGAGGAAAAUUUCAUAUCUGAAAAAGACUUGUCUCCCAUAUGUGAUAAGUCAACUGCACUAGAGGAUAUGUGUGGUCAACAGAAAGUUUCUGAAGCUGAGGAAACCCUGGAACCAAAAUGUUUGACGUCAUCAUCAGUUGAAGUUGUCAAACAGUAUUCUAACGAGCAAAGUUUAGAUGACAAAGAAAGCAAAUUUGAGUUGUUAAACACUGACGAUGAAGAGAUUAUUGGUCCAUCUAGACUUGAAACUCACAUUGAGAAAGAGGAAAAAUCAGAUUCUGAAAGUGAAACUAAGGAAUGUAAAGAACAAAUAACUGAUCAUGAAUCUCCAGAAGAAAUUGAAACAGUCAAAUGGGAAGGAGAAAUUGAAACAGAAAGAAAAAUUCAUGAAAGCGUCAGUAGUGACUUCCAAGUCAUAGACACACAAAAUGAAAAUUUGGAUACAGUGCAGGAGAUGACUGAAAAAGAUGGCACUGAAACUGUACUUAAAUAUGACGUAUCACCAGAAGAGUUCAGGGAUGAACAAACAACAGAUAGCAAUGCCACCAAGACAACAUCAGAGGAAGUGGCUGUAAAGACGCUUAGUCAAUCUCAAGAAGAGUACGAGAUUGUUGAUAGCUCAAAAGAGACUAAAGAUGAACACGACUCACUGUCUAUUUCCGAUGAAGAAGACUGGGAGCUUCUUGAUAAAGAUGAAAUUGAAGACACUUCAAAUAUCCCUGAUGAAACAAUUGAAAACAAUGAACUGGUUUCAUCUGAACCUGAAGUUCGGUUACAUGAUCAGCCACCAAAACCAUGUGUUUCUAGUGAAGAUGUUAAUUCAGAGUCUGAAGAAGAUACAACUGAAAUAGCAGAUCGUUCCGAAACAUGUGACAUAGAGAGUCCAAUUGAAUUCAAGCAACCCUUUGAAAAAUUUGAGGAGGUCAAUGAAACUAAAACUGUUCAAUUCGACAAUAAAGUUCUAGAAAUUAAAUCUACAUCAACUGGAAUUGAUUCGUCGGUGGAAACUAGAGAUAUUGUAAAAGACAGCACCACUUCUAUAGAAGAAGAAGAUAUCGAAAGUAUAUCAUCUACAGAGGAGUACAAAAUUAGGAAAUAUGAAUAUGAUCAAGAAAUAAAAGAAAAGGAUACAAUUUCAAAGCAGCUUGCGUCUUCGUCCGAUCAAGUUGAAACCAGCUUUACCAUGGAUGGAACCUUAGUUAGAUCGAUUGAUACAUUAGACACGGAUACUGAGGAUGAAUUGAAAACAUCCGUUCAUGAAAAACAUGAAUAUGAACAACUUUCCUCUCAAAAAUUGCUAGAUGAGCAACUGCAUGAUUCUAAUUCAACAAGGAUAGAGUUUCGUAGUUUUGAAAAUGAAUUUGUUGAACAAGAACCAGAACUAACUACACCAACACAGGAACUGGUAGCUGACUAUGAACUUCCAGCUGAAGUCUUCGAGAAGGAAUCAGAUGACACAAAACUGACAGAUUUAUAUGACAAACUUGAAGAAAAAGAAACCAGAGAACCAAAAAAUAAGGACCAAGAAAUCGUCAUUGAAAAAUUGGAAAGUCAAUCAAAUGUCAGCGAAUCACUAUUAAACACAGAACUUGUAAAUUUUGAGUCUUCGGAGGAUACAAGCAAACAAGAAUCACAAUCACUAGACGAUAUAAAACACGAGCAUUCAACAAACCAACUGUUAAGUACUCUCCAAUCAAAAGAAAAUGAUGUCAUCAGUGAGGAACCAGUUACAGCAUUAAAGGUAGAAAGGUCGUUUGAGUGCAAAGAAGUGUUUGGAGAUAUCUUAUCAGAGAGAAAACAUACAGGUGAAGACGUAUUCGAAGAUGAUGAGCCAGAAUUACAAUAUCUUCCCAAGGAUAGUCAUUUAGUAUCAGAAGUAGAGGUUCAUGAGGAAAUAAUCGAAGACGAUAUCAAACCAGAAAUAAAAAGUACACCAUUAUUUGAAAUAAGAGAAGAUGAACGAAAAGUACUGAUUGUGUCAAAAGAAGCUGGAAAUUUGUCAACACUAGGGGCGGGGGACAAAAGUUCUACUGACCAAAGAAAACCACAAAUUGUGGAUGAAAAAGAGUUGUCAACAAAUUCACUCUCAGAUGAAGAUUUAGUUGAGCGACCUAAAAGAAUAUCAAUUUCUCAAGAUACACUCACUGAAGAAAUGCUAUUGGAUAAAGUUGAAUACAACAAUGAAACCGCAGAUAUAUUUUUAGAUUCAACAGAUCCAGGCAAAGGGACUGAAUCUUCUACUAUUUUACAAGAGCAUGCAACAGAUUUGUUGAAGCCUUCUGUUCAUCAAAGACUGCAAAGUACAGAAACUGUAGAGGACGAUGACGAAGAGGUAAGCGUCAAGGACGAACCGACAGGGAUGUUUGAAGGUAGAAUUGAACAUGAUAUUAUAUCCACAGCAGAUGCAGAAAUGGAAGGAAUACCGGUAGAUUUUAUUGCUCAUUCAGCAUCCGAUGACUUUAGAUAUUUGCAAAAUAGUGAAGACAUUUUUCAGGAAAGCGUACCAAUUGAGGAUAAUACUCCUGCAGAAGAAGAUGAUUUUACAGCAAAACCAGAGCUGGAAGAUCUUAAGGAUAAAACCAUGACUAUAACUGACACACAAACGACUGAUGAACAGUUGCAGAAAUAUGAAGAAACCAAAAUGGUUCAAAAGACUUUGGAUUUAGAAGAACUACAACUGAAACGAUAUGAACUUGAAGAAACAGAAACACAAGAUGAUGACAAAGGCUGUGCGAUGAGUGGGCCUGAAGAAAAACCCUGCAUUGAAGGGAGCAGUGUUACUGAUGAUGCAUUCUUGGAAGCUACAGAUGUUAUUGGGAUAGACGAUCAAAUUGAAGGUGAAUUCAUGGAAUCAAGUCAAAAAGACUCGACUGAAAAUGUAGAGAGUCACAAAGCUCAGGUAGAAAAUAAUCAGGCACUUGAGGAAGAGGAAUGUGAUGUGGCUGAAGCUCAAUAUAUGACAAAGGAAAUAAAGGAAACUGACUUAAAUGAGAAAGAGUCUGUGGAAUCUUUUCUGAAAGACGGUAUUGAAAAUAAAGGUUUCGAAGAUAUACCUGGAAGUGAGGACGAAUGUUCCACUGUAUCACAUGAUAUCAGACACUGUGAAAUUCUAGAAGAGAAAACCGAGUCUAUGAUGAGCAUUUCACAAGAUAUUUCAGAUCAUACUAGUGCAAUAAUGGCAGAUUCAGAAGGUUAUUCAGACCAAAUUGACAGUUCAGACCAAGCGCAAAGUAUAACAACAUCGUUAGAUAAAUCUGCAGACUUAUUAGAAUUUGAACAGAUUGAACGUACCAUCGGAAAACUUGAAACAGUAUAUGAUACCUUUAGCGAAUCACAAAUUCUAGAACAACUGGAGAGUGAGCACAAGAUUGAGGAAAGUGCAGAAAGUCAGGACGAAACAGGCCAAUUUCCAAAUUUGACUGAGCAAAAUGAAUUACCAAAAACAGAACAAAACAAAGAAAUUGAUAUGAAAGAAUCCGGCUUUGAAGAUGACGCUGUAAUUGGCGAAUUAGAUGAAACCUUUAUCGACCGAACAGAGAGAUUUAUAACUUUAUCUGAUGACUCGAAAGAAAUCACAGUACAACAAAGCAGGGGAUCAGGACUAUUACCAAGAGAAACAUCUUUCCAAGAUGACCUAAAUCCAGAUGCUUCUUCGAGAGAAAACCAAGCCUCUUCAGAUCAGAAUGAGUCCAACAAUUACCAAUCUGUACCCGACAAUAUAUUUCAAACUAGGCAAAUUUGUGAAAAAGAUAGUAGAGAAAUUCCUCAAGAGGAGAGUUUAAAUAUCAUAUCAAAUGUAGAGGAUAUCAAACAAAUCAACACGGACAUUGGAACUCCCACAGGAACUGAUGAAAGACCUUUGUCUCCCAGCUCGUACACACUUGAAACCGAUACUGAUAUGGAGGGAUCUCGAGUUUUUGAAAACGACGAAGAAUGUGAUGUAGAAGAAACUCUGAAUAAUGACCAAAAUUUGAAAGAUUUACAUAGUGGCAUUACUGAAAAUUUAUGUGAAAAAGUCUUAGAGUCACUGCCUUUGUCAACUAGUCCAAAAGACGGCAAUUGUCCUCCUUCUCCCUCUGAAUUUACUCUUGUUAUGUCACAGGAUCAAGAUAUGCUUUCAAAAGCUCUUGGUAUUGAUCAUGAAUCACCACAAUGUUCGCAAGACAAUUUAGAAGUAAUGCCAGAAUGUGAUACUCGCUUCGGUGGAAAAAUAAACGACCUUCAAGGAACUUUUCAUAAGUCAAUUAGUGUAGAUGAUACAGAAUCUUUGGAAGAAAAUAGCCAAGAAUCUAUUAUUUCUCGCGAAAUUGUUAUACCAAAAGAUGAAAGCUGCAAUGUUGAAGCUACUCUUACAGAGAUGCCAGAGGAAAUUGAUUACGAAAUAGACAAACCAGUCAAAAGUAUGGAAACAAGUCAAGAGUUCAUAAUGUCCUUCGACCAAGAGAGUCUUUCAAAAAUGUUAGGUAUCACAAAAAGUGAUUCGUAUCAGUCAGACAUAGAGGUUGAAUCUGAAUUAAAUGAAACGAGAGAUGAAAUUAUACAAAGUCCUUUGGAUGACAAUGAAUUUCAAAGUAGUAAAUGUGACAUGGAAGAAAUUAUGAAAGUCGCAAGGGACCAAAUACCAGUUGACUCUGAAACACUGACAAGAAACCAACUUAGUUUAGAAGAAUCAGUUGAUGAACCUUUCCUGCAUGAGAAAGCACAAGUCACGCAUGUUCCAGAUGAUGAAUAUGACAGUGACAAAGGAAAAGAGACCUACAAUGAGUGUUCACCUGAAAUUGAAACUGAAAUUACUACAGUCAGGCCCGAAAAUGCAUCAACAGAAAUGCCAAAUUUACAGCAUCAAGUUAACAAGCUAACAUCUGAAUCAAGAAAUGUCUUUUCAAGUUAUGAAAAUGUGUACGAGGGAGUACCACUGGAUCCGAAAAUUAAUCGGUUGUCUUUAGAUGCUAGUGAACUAGAUGUUGGAGAUAGAUUUGACACUAAACAAAUGGAUCUGCACCUUCGUACAAAUAAUCGUACGUCUAGUUAUGAACAAGUAUAUGCGAAAGACCUCACAGAUCAGUCUGCUCAUUCAGAUUUAGCUGCUAUUGAUGAGGAUAAAAAUGAUGAUAAGAUUAGUUCCUCCAGUUCGGAGGUAGCUCAGCAUGAUGACGAUGCGUCUGACGAAGAUGCUGAAGCCUGUGAAGCACCCGAGAACAAUUUGAAUGAAACUGACGUGGAGGAACAAUUUUCUCCAGUUUUAGCUAAGCAAUUUCCAAAACCUAUUGUUGAUUUACAUUUUGAUACAGAAAAAAUCGUUUUCUCUGUUACCGAAUCUCCCACUGAAUCCCAUUCGCCAACUGACUCAAUCGAUUCGCCAGAUUUACAAGACAAAUCCACCUUACCAAAACCCGAGUCAUUCACGGUAGGUACCUCUCCGUCAGACUUUCAGGAACAUUUUGUACCACCGAGCGAUCAUGAAGCAAAGGAUUCAACCAAAGAUGUAAGAGAAAGCGAACAAAAGGAAUUAAAAGAACAUAGCUUGAUUUGUAGUUAUAAAGUAGACAAAUUAGAGGAAGAGGUUGUGUUAGACCAGUCACCAGAAAUGCAUGUAGAAAUAUCAGCUAAUCUCCAAAAUGAAUAUCCUGAUUUCAGUGAUAGUGUCAAAAAUUUGAGCAAUGAUAUCUCAAAUAAAAACCAAGACAGGUCGCAAUCAGAUAUUGAAAUAUCCCCUGAGGACCUUGAAGAAAAGCAUUUUCAUUUUGAUAUGAUUGAAAAGGAUCCUGAUUUAGAAACCACUCGAGCUGAAAAUGAGAACGUGAUUGCGGAAAAGGACCAAGAUGCAUACCAGGAUUCUGAUGAUAGUUCUGAGACAAAUGAAAUGUCUGUUUUUGACGAAUGUUCGAGAACCUAUAUAAGAAUACCCUGGGAAAGCGCAUAUCAAUUUAGACGACAAUUUUCGGAGACUUACGAACAGAAUGAAACCGAGAAGAAGUAUGUGAGAGCAAUGAAAAGCAUAGAUAUGGGUUCUUUUUUUAGACGAGAUAAGCAUGAAAAUGAUAGGAAACCUUUUCCUUGGAAUGAAAAGCGAGACAGGCUUACAAAAGAUCAGAAGAAGGAAGUCCGCUUUGCUGAGCAAAUAGAUGAUUUUACAAAAGAAGAUGAUUUUAAACAAUCCACUAUGGAUGAAAGUGAAGAUAAAAAACAUGAUGAUGAGAGCUCUCCACACGAACCUCAUGAGCAAAUUGACAGAAUUCACGAAAUGACAGUAAUCCAAUCAAUUAUGGAGAAAAGACAAUACCAUGAAGAAGAAUUAAUUGAUGAAAUACAGUAUCAAGAUUCGUGCACGUCCACUCGCGAUGAUCAAAUAGAAGCGUCAGGUGGGGUUUCUUGUGAUGUUAGUGGUAAAGAUAUAUCACAUGAAGCUGAAGAGGACUUAUUCCGUGUACAUGAUUCAACGGCCGAUACAACAGUGACGCCAACUCAAGAGUCCGUGCAAUUUGCUGGAAUUAUUGUGACUGAAGCUGAGCCAUUAGAGGAAACGGAAGUUGAAGAGACAAUAGAUGACAGGAAAAAAAUUCCUUCGUCAUUUGUUGGAAAAUUUCCAAUGGCAUUACCGUCAAUAGGGAAAGCAAUUGCGGAUAAUGAAAUCUAUGAAUCUUCAGAAACUGGUGGUGAUACUACAGAGGAAAAGUUGUCACCAAUAGAAGAAGCCCACCAAGAUGACUUUCCAGAGGAACAAGAAGAAAAUAAACCAGCAGUAAUUGAGAAACAUGUUACAUUUCAAAAUGAAGUAUGCCAUUUACGAUCUGGAUCGAGUGAAGACUUGGUUAAAACGUCAACUUCUUCCUCCGAGAUGGAACCUACUAUCUUGGCUGCAUCAUAUGAUCUUGAUUCAGGAAGAGUGUCAAAAGUAGUAGCAACAUACGAUGUGUCCCCAGAUACCGUUGAAAAACAGUUUGUUGCACCACCAACAGCAAAGGCUAUUCUUUCAAGCCCCGAGGAUGAUGUUUUUGAAUUAGAAAAUAAGCGACUGUUUGAAAGCAGUCAAAUUCAGUCAAAGAGAGAAACAAAUGAAAUCCCUAGUGCCCCACAGAAAAACAACUUAGCAGAUAUUCAAGAAAUUGAACUACAGAAAGAUUUAAAAGAGGAUGCUUUUGGAGAAGAUAGUGCUGCAUCGUCGCCAUUUGAAAUAAUGUCUGCAAGUGAGUUAGAUGGAUAUGAAGACUACUUAGCUUUAGAAAUUACACAAUCAAAUGAGAAGACAACGCUUUCCGAUACUGGAGAAUGUAAUGUGAAUGAAAAAUUAGUUUCAACUGAAAUGAAGGAAUCGAUGUCUUUACAUAUUACCCCUAAAAGUGAUUCAUCUUUUGAUCAUUCUUCUCUUUUAAGUACUGAUACAAGUGAAAAGGAGGACGAUUCACCAUAUGACAUUUUAGAAUCUGUGAGCCACGACGUUGAACAUCUUCCUGAUGUAGUUGAAGAUACAGGGGAUCAUUCUAUACAAGUUCAUUCAAUUCCUAAAACACUGUUGCCUAAUGGUCCAACCGAGGUUGAAUUCAACCCAGAAAUAGACUUUCAUUUUGAAAACUCUACGGAAGAUUUCCAGUCGACGGCCGCACCACCUGAUUUGAUUCAAUCAAUACCAGCCGAUGAAUCAUUGUCAAAAAAUGAGACAGUUAUUGGGGAGGAAAAUGAACAGGGUACAGGCGAAAUUUUAGAAAAUGUUAUGUAUGACUCUCAAACUGUCCAAACACAUAGUGUCAUUGAAGAAUUGACUGUUGUUAGCCAGGAACAUUUGAUUUCUUCAGAUCAAACAUUGUAUGGACUUGAAAUGCCAUCAGAAGAAACUACUGCAUUGACUCUAUCGUCAUCACAAACUUCAAAACAGGAUAUAGACAAUGAGUCAGACUCGGUUAAUGUAACAGAAGCAUUUGUUUCUCAAACAGAGGAAGAUAUAUCUGAUCAGAGCGCUUGCAAGGAAAUUGACAUUUCUGCAGAACACAACUCGAGGAAAAUUCCCGAAGAGGUAAAAAUUGAAUGUGAAUCAGAUGACCAUCAAAAAUAUGAACAAAGUGACAAUCAAGACAUUCGUGAAAUUUACCACGGUAAACGUGCGUUAAAUGUUGAUUUUGAGGAUAGUACUCAUUUGGACUCUGAAAGCACAAUUCCCUGUGAAACAAUAGAGGAUGAUUAUGAUAAUGUGGAGGAUGAAUCAUUAGACACAAACCUGAUGGAAGAAGAAAAUGCAGAGAAUGAAGGGGGUCCUAGUCAUCAGCAAUCAGAACCAUUUGAGCUUGAUGUGGAUAUGUACGAUUUAGAGAGACCGUGUACUCCAACACCAGUUGAUAAAAAUCAGCACUUUUUUGAUGAGCAAGCAGAACAGAUCGUUGAGAAUGAAGACAUCGAAGUCCAAGCUAAUGUGUUUGUUGAAUCAGUAUUGAAUGAAGCUUGUGCCAGAAUCAACAAAGAGUCGGUAGACGUUGAAUUGGAAGCAAAUAAUGAUGUCGAAAAUUCUUCUGUCUGUGAGGAUGUAAAUGUUGAACAAAAUAUUUUUAUUGAUAACGAAGGAAAGAUUGCCAGUGAACCACUGCUGUAUCUAGACAACAACUCUAAACAGGAACUAUGUGACGAAAAAAUGUCAUCAAAACAAACCCAUUCCAUUCUCAUGAAACAAGUUUCUGAAGAUAUUCCAGAGAUCACCUUAACUACCCAUUAUCAUGUAGAUGAUUGUGCUACAAUUCAAGAGUCGCAUGAUAUUUACAGGAAUGUUCAGAGCGGCAAGGAAAAUGACAUAAAAUCUUUUGAUGGAAAUGAAAAUGACAAUGACAAACCCAUAGAAUCCGAAGUUCAACAAACCAUAGUUUUUUCAAGCGAGUGUAUUCCAGAGGAACCAGAAGACACUAUUGAUGCUACUACUCCAAGAGAAUUAAAUAAACAAAAUACUUCUUCGCAUUUUGAUAGUGGAAAAGUUUGCAUACCAGAAGAAAAUGAUUCUGACGAUACUACCGAGGAAGAAAAAGAAAUACACAUAACCUCUUCAACGAGACCUUUGACCGUAGUUAUGCCUCAAGAUAAAGUCGACCAUGGCGAAUGUAAUAUGGAUCCUAGACACGAUGAUACAAUUGACAGUGCAACAAUAGAGAGUGAAGUACAUGCAAUGAAUGAGUACUCAAAAUUUGAGGAGGAUGUAGCAAAAACAGGGUACGUUGAUAGCUACGAGAGUGAUGAUUCAUUGGAGAAUAAAUACGAAGAUGAAAUUCAUGUUUCGGAAACAGGUUUUGAGGUGAUAAAACAUGAAACAGCUACAGAGAAAUACAUAUCAGUGAUGUUAAACCAAGAUGUCAAGACAAGCAACUCAGUAUGUGAAGAUAAAGACAUUCAAGAAACCUCUCACGAACUUGUAGACCAAGAGUUUUCACAGGACGAUAUUGGUGACACAUCUAGCGUUGAAAGUUUUACGACAGUCGUUCCAGUAGAUCAAGAUGACGAUGAAGACGGAAAUGAAAACCGCUUGGAUGACUUUGCAUCUAUGUCAUCGUCAUAUCAUUCAGAUGUUCUCGGUCUGGACGAGGAUGAAAAACUAGAUGACUUUCCUAUAAUAGAUUGGACGCAAAAGGAUGUUAUGGAAUUUGAAGAGAUUAAUAGAAAACAAAGUGAAGAAGAAGAAAAACGCAGAGAAUUGAAAAGAAAACAUGAUGAAGAAUUGCUUCAGAGGUUCGAAGAAUUGAAAUCCCUACGAGAUGAAAAGGAUAGGUCUCUAGUAGAUUGGGAGGAAGGGAGUGAAUCGUCCGUCGAUAGCGAUCGAUAUGAAUACAUGGACAAGACCGCACUUUCAGUCAUCACUGAAAAUUCCGAUGAAGAUAAGUUUGAGUUCAUGGACAAUGAAGAUGUCAAAUCAGAAAAGUCUGAUAGAAUAUUUGGAUCUCCAGACGAUUUUCCUCCACCUAGCCCUGGUAUUAAUAAAUUUUUCAAUAAAAGUGCAGACAGAGAUGACAUUUCUAUCACAUCUUCAUUAUUGGAAUUUGAAAGAUUGGAACACGAAAUUUUAGCGUCCGGAUCGCGAGGUUCUAUUGAAAUGGAAAAAGACAAUAUAUCAGUCACAUCAUCUCUUGCAGAGUUUGAACGAUUUGAACGAGAGCUUGGUCAGUCAAGUUCAGCAAGUUCUGUAGAAAAAAUCACAUCUGACAGUAACAGCAAAGAAAGUGAUAAAGAGGGCUCUAGAACAUCUUUGAAUGAUGUUGAUAGGCUUGACAAAGAUAUCGAAAGAAAAGAUUCUGUUGAUAGCAUAACACGACGUAGUGAGUCUUCUUCUCUAGCCUCAUUGAACGAAUUUGAACGUUUGGAGCAGGAAAUGGCAUUAGCAGAUGAGCUGGAAGCUGAAGCACAAAAAAUUGUAUCAAUUCUCGAAUCUGGAACAUUAAUGACUGAGGAAAUUCAAACCGAAAAAUCCUCCACGUUAAUGACAUAUCGAACAGUAACAUCAAAAAGAGAAAGUAAAAAAGAAACCGAAGAAUUUGAAGAACUAGAAGAUUCUCUAAGCGAAGAAAAAACUUCUAAAAAAGACUUGGAUCAAGCAGAAGUUGAUUCUUUAGAUGGCGACGUAUCUGAAAUAACUUCACUUACAUCAAGUGUAAUUUUGAAUCAAAAGGCCGUAAAAGAAUGCGAUGAAGACUCCCUGCGAGACGAUGAGGAAUCUAUGAAAAUUUCUUCAGACUCCCUUGGCGAUCAGUUAGGACUAAAAUCAUCUAGUGACAAAGACAAAUAUGACACUGACUCUCUGGCUGGUCAAGAAGGUCUAAUGGAAAAAUCAACAGAUUCACUAGAGACUGACAAAAAAUAUUCCGUUGUUGAUGAAAAAGAGGAAACGGAUUCACUUUAUGAUGAAGAUGAAAGGCCAAAACAAACAGAUAUUAUGCAGACAUCAAUAGAUUCUCUUGAAUCGUCGAAAUCAAGAUCACGAGAAAACUUAAUGGAGUCGUCUAUGUACAGUGUAGAUAGUUCAAUUUUUUCGAGGUCCUCUGUAGAAACUAUGAAAUCAGCUGGUUCUCAGCGGAGUGACUCUAGUACAGAGAUCAUGCAAGUUUCUGCGGAAUCAUACGAAGAAAGAAAGCGUCGUGAAAAAAAAUGGCUGAUAGAUAAUUAUCAUAGUUAUCGGGAGAGUGGACAUGGUGUUGAACCUUUAGUUGAUCAGGAAGGUAAUGUACUUAAAAGUUUUAGAUUAGAGGAUAACUAUGGAUACGGAUGGGACGAUUCUGAUGAGGAAGAGGAGGAUAACAAAAGCUCGCAAAGUAAACCAUUUUCAUGGGGGCCAUACGAGGAAAAGAAGAAAAUUUACACUAUGGCAGAAUGGGAGGCCAUGAAAGAGGAAAAACGUAGGGCAUCUUUGGUAACGGAGAAAACAGAAACCCAUAGUGAAAUAAUUGGUAAUACCUCGACCAAUUUAUCAGAAAAAAGUACGAUAGUCUCAAAUACAACUAUUUCGACGAAAUCAAUCACAUCUUCUGAAACAAAAGUCUAUCAAAGUUCAGAAGAACUACGUUCCUCCACGUCAGUAAAAGCUAGCGCUCGGUUUGGAAGUCAUCUGUCAGAUCCAGCACCUCAGAGAAUAGCUUCAAUAGAUGACGAUGAUUUUGUUGAGUAUGACGUCACAGAACAUCGUGAAUUGAUGCAUGGUAUACCUGAGCAUUUCGCCCAAAAGUCAGGACCAAUAUACAUAGAUCCUGAAGCAAUAGAUUCAGAGGAAGAUGAGAUAGUAAACUAUCCACAAUGUACAACAGAGGAUUCUACCGAUGGAGCUGAAGGAGGAGACACCGAAACUCAUAGACUGACCAUGAAGAAGGAGAUCCACACCCGGACCGUGAUGAAGGACGGCAGGGAGCAGACGUUCGUCCACGAGGAGGCCCAGAUCGAGCAGGAGGAGGAAACCCCGGAGGAGCUGAAGGACAGCAUGCAGCAGAUCAUUGACCAAUUCAUGGAAUCUCCCGCCCAACCUGACCAAUACAAAGCCCUUGAGCAUGACGUGUAACGGGCCAAUCGCCCAGACUGUUCACUGUCACAGCAUUAGACGUUUGUGUCCACGUUUUUCUUCCCGCUAAAUGUCACAUGAUUUUCUUGUUCAUUAUUAUAUUAAGGAUUUUUAAAACAUUAUUUAAAUGCCUGUCUUUUGGAUUUAGAAUCAUUAUCAUUCCACCGAGUUUUUGCAUUUCAAUUUUAAGAAGCAUCGUGCGUUUCUGUCAUUUGGUAUUUUGUAAUUUAAAAUUUGUUACAUUGUAGCAUUGUUUUCGCAUUGAAGGCUUUAAAGUUGUAUAAUAAUAUGUAAUAUUGUGUUACACAUUAACAAAUAAUCUGGAUUAUGGUGAUGUGUUUUAUAUUGUAUUAAUGAUAAUAAUUGAUUGGUUUCAUAGUGACGAUGUACACCUAGUUAUAUUAAUCAAAAUGCUGAUAGCAUGUGAACAAAAAUUACGAGUUUGUUAAAGUAAGAUGACUUCAUUGUAGUGCUUUUGUACAUGUCUGUUAUUUGUAUAGCUACCGAUAUUUAGUCAGUAUGUUUUAAUUUGAUUUUUAUAAAUUAAUCUGUUCCUAAAUUAAAAUUGCUUUAUAAACUUA